AUGCAGAAAUCACCAUCGUCGUCGUCAUCGAACGGGAUGGUUCCGCUAUGGGGACUCGUUGUGUCUCUUAUCUUUCUCAACUUCGCAAUCAUACUGCAUGAUUUCUAUUCGAGCAUUCGUUUCAUCAUCAGUAUAUUCAAAUUUAUCCCAGUAAUCAUUUCUUGUAUCCGCGCCUCUCCCUCUGCAACAACAAAGAAAAUCUGCAGAAACUGCGAGAGAACUUGUAAUGCUAAUGCAGCCGGCGAAGAUCAUAUAAACCUGUCGUUUUCGGAAUUGAAAACGGUGAUCGAGAACGAGGGAAUGGCUCAAAUAGAGUGGCUGUUCGAGGAAGAAGAACAGAGUUUGAUGGAAGCGAAAGAAGCUUUCGAUGUGUUAGAUGAAAACAAGGAUGGAUUCAUCGAUGCAAAGGAGUUGAGGAAUGCAUUGUCUUCGUUAGGAUUCAUCAAGGAGGCUUCGGAAGAUGACUGCGAAAGGAUGAUUAAAGGGUUUGAUGAUGAUUUGGAUGGUCAAAUUGAUUUCAAUGAAUUUUUAAAAGCGUUGGAGACAAGUUUCUGCUCUCCAAAUUAA
Molecule: messenger RNA, 567 nt
Organism: Hibiscus syriacus
Lineage: Eukaryota; Viridiplantae; Streptophyta; Magnoliopsida; Malvales; Malvaceae
Product: probable calcium-binding protein CML47
Exons: 1
Coding region: 1-567 (188 amino acids)
Molecular function (GO): calcium ion binding
Source: RefSeq, a predicted model, not a curated record